Poeciliopsis prolifica (blackstripe livebearer) is the source of this 2578-nucleotide messenger RNA. RefSeq names its product retinoic acid-induced protein 3. Gene Ontology annotation, molecular function: protein kinase activator activity; G protein-coupled receptor activity. Gene Ontology annotation, cellular component: extracellular exosome; plasma membrane; intracellular membrane-bounded organelle. Lineage: Eukaryota; Metazoa; Chordata; Actinopteri; Cyprinodontiformes; Poeciliidae. The record is from RefSeq and is a predicted model, not a curated record. The transcript has 4 exons. The coding region runs from base 502 to 1752 and encodes 416 amino acids. Gene Ontology annotation, biological process: G protein-coupled receptor signaling pathway.
GAGUCAGUCGGACUCGCCUUAAAGCCGUUCCUCACGACUCUGUGAUUUUCACCCCUCCUGUGUUUGAACACUCAAGCCCAGACUCUCUGGUUAAUCCGGAUCGAGCGCCAGCGCCAUCAGCAAAUGGGAUGCAAAUUCUGAUGGAGGUACGGAGGUGUGACUCCUGCAGCCGUCGCCGCUUCCAGGCGUGCGAGCCCCACCUGGACUCUGAGGGUGGGACCCGAGCGGGGCAGGUCAGAGAGGAAGGAACGAGUCUGGGUGCAGGUUUCUGUUUUCUGUUGCUGCGAAGGCAAAACAAUCCAGCCUUCGAACGCAUGACCUCACCACCUCCGUUUUACCUGGCGCUGGCAGUGACAGGAGCACAUAGGGCAAGAUAGGAGCUGCAUGGCGACACACUGAGAAAACUCUACACCAAAGAUUUUGAGAGGUCAAAAGGGAACGAACCGCCACAUCGAGAGAGAAUUGAUCAAGAAAGGCCGACUGUGGAUUACUAAAACCAUCAUGGCUGUUUCUUAUACGACGCAUACGUCUCUCUUCCCACUUGUCUUCCUCGUCUGUGCCCCACUCGCAUGCCAGUCCCAAAACACCACAAUAAGCUCCAUAACCACUCCCUCAAACAUUACCUACCUGAUGGGUGUGCGAGGCUGUGGAACCGGACUGAAUCCAGAGUACAGGUACCUGUGUGACCGCCGGGCGGCAUGGGGCAUAGUCCUGGAGACCCUUGCCUCUGCAGGCUUCCUGUUGAGUAUAGGUCUCUUUUUGGGCCUGCUGCUCUGGGCCUUGUGCACCUGCGUGUCUUCUCGGCACGGCCGCAGCGGCACAGUUGGGGGCUCAAUACUCUCCGUGUCCAUGUUCCUCCUGGCCACAGCUGGCAUCUUCGCCAUCACCUUCUCCUUCAUCAUCGGCCUCACCCCCCAGACCUGCCCCACCAGGGUCUUCCUCUUCGGGGUGCUCUUCGCGCUGGCCUUCUCCUGCCUGCUGGCUCGCUGCCUCGCAAUGCUGGGCUUCGCUGCCGCUCGAGGCUGGGGGGAACCGGGCGUGGCCCUGGGGCUCUUUGCCGUCCAGGUCAUCAUCUCCACAGAGUGGCUUAUCAUCGUCCUGGUGCGGGACCAGAAACCCUGCCAGUACAGCCAAAAGGAGUUUGCCAUGCUGCAGAUCUACGUGCUGUGCCUCUUGCUGAUCAGUCUGAUUCUGUCCAUGCAAAUUCUGUGCCGCUCCUGCUUCACGUACAGCUACAGCUACACGGGACCCACCAACCAGCAGUGGAGGGCUCAGGCCGCGACCCUCUGCGUCACCCUGCUGCUCUCAGCCUGCAUCUGGGUGGUGUGGAUCGCCAUGCUGACCAGGGGGAACCCCGAGGUGGACCGCCGGCCGGUCUGGGACGACCCGGUGCUGAGCAUCGCCUUGGUCGCAAACGGCUGGGUGUUGGUGAUCGGGCACGGCCUGUCCCAGGUCGCCUUCUUCUGCAGGGGGGAGGCCACAGCGCAGGAAGUUCCUCUAAACUUUGUAGGCUGGACCAGCCCCAGCGCCGACAUCCCCGGACUGGGAAGCCAGAAGGAAGGAAAGGAAAACGGAAGCUUCGAGACGGACGGCGAGAACAAGAGAGGCAGGAGAGCUGAGCCAGCGCUGCGAUCCCCCUACGAGUCAGGCUUCUCCAUGACGGAGAUUGACCCCAACAAGGACUACACCAUCCCUCGCCCUCAGACCACCAACUUCAAUGAACCCUAUGAUGAAUACUACGGAGAAGAAUAAAGAGGCAUCACGGCUCACCAGUGCACACGCAGGAAAUCCGCCGCAAGACCAAAAGGACACGGACGUUUGAAUGUGCGAAUGUAAAUAUUGUUGGUGCUUUGUUUCAUAAGAUGAAAUGCUUCCGUGAGUGAAAUGGGAAUCGGCUGUCUGACACGCCGAGCUCGGACGGAGAGCAGAGGGAGUGAGUCUCUGUGGUUAUGUGCGGUCAUGGUCUGUUCUGAUCAUAGAUGUAUAUAAAAGCCCCUUUGUCACCCCGAGGUGACAAAGGAGGCGUGAAACCAUCGCAACGAAAGUGCCAAGAGCUGCCGAGGAGAGCGGGUCAUCAGAGAGGACAAAGGUCAGCGGAUGAGAUGAAAACGUUAGGUGGGACCUGAAAGACGAGGCGAGACGAGACAAAAAGGACGUCAGGACGGGACUGAGUGUGCUAUCGGCAAGUUGCUUCCUCUCGUUGAGAUUCAGUUCUGCUGUUCUGUGGUUGUUCCUGCACAAGGUAGCUCAAGUAGACGUGCACAGAUUGCAUUUUUAAAAAGCCUGACCUGUUGAUACAUCUUUUUCUUUCCUUUUUUUUUUGACUGAAAGUUGCCAAAGUCACUAACUUGACAACGGUGGGGUGGCUACUGUUUACUGGUGGAUGAGAUCGGUUUCACGUACGCCGUCCGUUUGGCAGAUUCCCAAAAUUCAGAAAAUUGGGGAAGAUUUCAGAGCUAAGUCCUGGAAUUAAUAUUACACAGACGGAUGUCUAUCAAUGAGUUGCAAUUUCUAUAGAAACUGGAGUAAACUGGAGUAAACAAAGGUGUAUCAAACAUUUUGUCAAUAAAAAGUUCUU